CUUUAUUUGUGUAUUGACCUUGAUCUGUGUUUGCGUAGAGUGAGAUUCAUGACCGGCGAGCGAGCGAGCGACGCGGCCACGUUCAUCUUGUCUUCUUCGUCCAGAACGGCUUGUACGCUUUCAUUCGUGCGUUGUUUGCGUUUUUGCUGUGCCGGUGUCUAAAGGGUUCCCACGAGUGGCUCACCGUUUCGAGAGAAAACCAGAAAGCCGAACUUCUUCCCUCCGCUUGACGGGGCUCCGGACGUCGUUGUCAGUGCAGUCGUUCUUCCUCGUCGUUGCUUUUACCGUCUUUGCAACUGCCCGUCCGUCGUUACUUUCGUCGUGCUGCUGAUCUUCUGGGAGGUGCUUCUUACUUCCACUACUGUCGCCGUGAAGCGCCAGCGUGACCAAGCGGUCGCAGGAGGGGAGAUUACGGGGAAAGCACCGAAGCGGGUUUUCUUUCUUCGCAGCGACGCCGCGAGAUUACGGCAGCAGGAGGCAGCAAGAAGCGCAAAUGCGAACCAGGACGAGACAGCUGGAGUAAAACGACCUGUCGGAGCAACAGACGGACUUGCUGUGAGUGCGAAAAGACACAAGAACAACGACGGGCGUGCGACGCUCUCUGCUAGUGUCGCAUCGUCAUCAUCUUCGUCUUCGCUUUCGUCCUCGACGGGAGAAGCCUCAGCAAACAAGCAGAAGCCGAGCAGCAAGUUUCCGUUCAUCGGCCCAAGGAGGUACUGCGACUAUAGCCGCUUCAACCCACAGCCAGGGGACACAUCUCAGCAGCCAUGCAACUACAACGUCUUCAACAAAGAGGUAGGAGACAGCCCGGAGCCACAACUACUGCGGGGAAGCAAGUGGGGAAACCCGAUCUGUUUCGCGACCCAAAAUAUCAGCGGGGCGCAGUUGGGCGACGCCUACUCGUGGAUCUUCCGAAAACACCCGCUGUCACAGGUCGUCGCGAUCACGGAGGCAAACAUGUCGGCGUUGGCAGCAAUAGAGAAGGAACAGGAAGAAGCGGAGGAAGAGGUGAUUUGUGAAACAGCGGGUGAAGAUGCGGGCGAAAAUUGUGAUGAAGAGUUUGCUGACGAAUCUUCUCUGGCGGAAAAAACAGCAGCAGAAAAGGCUGAAUCAAUCCACAUAAGACAUGACCACGCGUUGGUGAGUGGGAUUGGUGCAGCGUUGGUCUUUCAGGGCAGUCUUUUCGAGGAGGUGCGGUGCCUCCCAAGAGACGAACUCGUCGGCCGCACACAUAUCAUGCCCAGGGCGGUGGGCUUUGAGACCCGCGAUGCAGUUUACGUGGCGUACUACGCCCCCGCCUACGCGGGCCGCCGGGCAGAGAGCAACGGGCACGUGCGGUACGCCAAGGGUAUGGAGAAAAAGGAGGAAUUGAUCACCCACUUGCCGGAGAAAAACCAGAUCAGCCUGAAUUUUCAGACCGGUCAGCUUCCAAAUGAGCUUUGGGGCAAGCGGCCCGCCAUCCGGAUGCACACCAAGUACGGCUUCACCCACGGGGCGAUUUUCGUCGUGGACGUGGAGCGGAUGCGCGCCAUCGACGGGUCGUGGCCGGCCUACUGGACCGCGCACAAGGGCGGGAUCGCAUAUGUGCCCAACGGCUACAGGCCUGAGGACGGGCUGGGCCACGCGCACUGGCCGGAGUCGGGCGAAUUCGACCUGAUGGAGCACCUGCACGGCUGGGGUAAUCAGGAGAUGAUCACCACCCUGCAUACCGAGUACGGGAAUUACAUGUGCGGCGCAGUUGCUCCGCAGCCCUGCAACGGGAACUGCAACGUUUUUCGCACGAUGACCAACGUGUUGAACGCAGAACCGAGUCAAGAAGCUGUAGAAAACUACGGGGAAAUAAACCUUAACCUCAGCGAUGACGGUUUGUACGAAACAUGCGAGGCGGACUACGCAAACAACAUACACGCGUUUGAGCAGGCGGAAUGCUCGGCCCAGCUGCCCGACCUGUCGUUGUACCUGAAGGAGCGAAAUUGCGAGGGUUCCCUGGGCUGCGGCGUGAAGGUGAAAGGCGUCCCGAACGGCGUCAAAUUCAACGAGCAGCGCGGGGGGAUUCACAUCAUGCAGUUGGAAGAAGACGAGACCCGGUUCUACUGGAUCCCGCGCGCGGAGGUGGAGGCCGCCGGGAGCACGUUCGCCGACGCGGAAACCAAGAAGCCGGAGUUUUGGGAAAGAAAGCUGGCGGAGUCCACGCCCUACGCCGUGUUCCCCACCGACAAAGAUGGGAACUGUCCGUCCGCCAGGUUGUUCCGCACCCAAACCCUGAUCAUCAACAACACGUUCUGCGGGGACUGGGCCGGGAAAGACUUCAAGCCCAACGGUAAUGCUCACGAUCAGGGCCACGACGCUUGCAACAGCUUGGUGGCAAGUCCGGGCUACGGGGUGCGGGGGGCGGACAGCAUCUACCCCGACUGGGUCGGGAACACGGUCAAACUGCUGCCCGACGAGACCUUCGGAACCAAUUUUGUCUUCAAUUCGGUGAAAGUCUUCUCGAGAGGUGGGAAGGGCGUCGGCUACUUUGACUGGGACGAAGAUCGCAUGCUCAACGGGGACGAGGUCGUCGAGGAGGCAUAAGCACGUAAUGUACUGCUUUCGACGCUGUUGCGAUUAUCGUCUUCUAAAUUUUCGUUUUGUGCAUCUGUAGCAAAUGUCCAAAAAUUUGCGCGACAUUACAUUACACGACGUCGACACAAAUAAAACACUGUUAUCAACAUCUCAAACUUCCAUUACUAGACUUUUGUUUUUAGAAACCGAGUUUUUAUUCUUUUGCAUAGCUUCUUGUUCUUUUCACAACCUUUUCCUGCAGCCAUGCAAGGUUAAACCUCCACUCAAAAAUAACUCUCCUCCGCGGCCUGAGGAUUCCAU
This is a messenger RNA of Amoebophrya sp. A120, 2865 nucleotides long. Lineage: Eukaryota; Dinophyceae; Syndiniales; Amoebophryaceae. The record is from the annotation of a GenBank genome assembly.